AGGUACAGUAUAUGAAGUGUAUUUGAAAGUUGAGCAAUCUGAAAGGGGACUAUUAUGCUCUGCAGGCUGGUCAACUCAUAAACUCAUUAACUGAUCAGUCUGAUCAACUCAUGAACUCAUUAACUGAUCAGUCUGAUCAACUCAUGAACUCAUUAACUGAUCAGUCUGAUCAACUCAUUAACUCCAUUAACUGAUCAGUCUGAUCAACUCAUUAACUCCAUUAACUGAUCAGUCUGAUCAGAUACAGAUACUCCACAGCUGCUGUAGGUGCAUGUUUGUGUUUUAUACCCCUCAUAACAGACGAGAGAACCAACAUUGAAUUAUUGCUGCUCCUUCAGUGAAGAUUGUUUGAUAACAUAACACACUCCAUUGAAGUCGGUCAAUGCUGCUCCAGUAUGCUCUGGAGCUAAUAAACAGUGCUUUGCCACUUAUCAACAAGUUCAGUCAACAAGAAACACUGUGUCCUCAUUUAUGGAAUGUUUAGUGUGAGCUUCUGUGUUCUUCUAACUCAUCAAAGCGCAAGAGGACAACGUGUUCGUUUCAGACAUUAUCAUGUGUUGUCAAUCAUCAACAUCUCAAGAAUCUCAUCAUGAAGCCGUCCCUAUAGUGCACAUUGCGUACCAGAUAUACUAACUACUGUAACAGGCUUAGAGAACUUAAUGCUGAGUAUGAGUUCUGUGUGCCUUUGUUCUGAUUUGCAUUUAGCUGAGUGAUUGUGAGAAGGACAAAAUAAAUAGGCCUUAUAAACAUAUUAGUCCCCCAUGGCCUUGAUGAGCUCUUAAGGCCAUGAUCGACAUCCUGGCUGUAAACGAACUUGAUGUUGAACAGGAAAACUCCUCUUGAAAGUUGGGUUUCUAAAGAUUGAAAAUGUGUCUGCUGUCUUCUCUGGUUCUUAUCGCUUUUUCAUUUAGAUCUCUGUCUAGCCAGCUGCCAGAUGAUGUAGCCUGGCCGGCUGCAUGCCAUGUUAGAGAUAGUCAGUCACAAUCAGUCAGUAUCAGAGGGAAGUGUGGCAGCUCGAACACACUUCACACAGGGUCAAUUUGAUUUAUAAGAAAUGGAGGGACGGACCAACACAAAACAGGCCUUGUUGCAUGCGAGUGCCUCACAGCUCUGUCUCACAGUGUUGGCCAUUGUGUGGCCUGCCAUGGAGCAGGGUCCUGGCUGCAUCUGGGAACGGGCUUCCAGACCCUUACAUCUGCUAACAAAGACUCAUAGAAAACGUCUCAUACCACAAGAUGGUUCUUCCUGGACCGUUUUAUUCUUCAUCUUGUAAAUAAAGAAAAGAGGCGGAGUAGAAAGAUGUUUAGUGUCUGUCCAUUCCUUCCAUGUCUUAGCUUUGACCCUGGGUGCCAUGUCACUCUGGCCAGUAAUGAGAACCCAUAUGUGUGACAAAUGUUUCCUCCUCCUGGUUCUAAAAGAACCUUGUCCCACUCAAUGUUCACUGUGACUAGUUAACGGACACUUCUCUCAUUUGGCUGUUUGCUUCCUGACGACGUAGUCUUAGCCCAACAUGAAGCCAGCGGCCACCAGCCCUGCACCGGGGGAUGAGAGUAAGAGUGUCCCUCUUCCCCAAGGCUGGAGAUGUUACAAGUCACCCGAGGGAUGCAGGUACUAUGUCAACACCGGCAGCAAAGAAACAACAUGGGAACGGCCCUCUGCUACUUAUGGAACCCCAGUGAGACCACCAGCACAAAGAAACUCCUUACCAGAAGUCAAUGGAACACUUUACACCACAGGAAGUGCUAUGCAUCCCACGGACCCCCCUGGCGUGCCCCUACGGAGAACCACUAUGGACAAACAGAACCCGGGGAACAAUUCACCAGCCAAGAGGCAGAACAAGGAGAUCAAGGAGACCAAGAUAACAAUCAACUGCGUGACCUUCCCGCUGCCCAGUGUGAUGCCAGAUCAACCAGAGCAGCAGCUACUGAAGCCCAAUGAGUGGAGCUACUGUGACUACUUCUGGACUGACAAGAAGGACCCCCAAGGGACCCCCUCUGUGGGCGGCUUUGAGGUGCUGCUGCAGAAACAGCUCAAGGGCAAACAGAUGCAGAAAGAGAUGGCUGAGUUCGUCCGGGAGAGGAUAAAGAUUGAAGAUGAAUACUCUAAGAACCUCUCCAAGCUCUCCCAGAGCCCCUUGGCUGCUCAGGAGGAAGGAACCCUUGGGGAUGCUUGGGCCCAGCUGAAGAGGAGUUGUCAUGAUGAGGCUGAAGUCCACCUCAAGUUCUCCAAUAAGCUCCAGUGUGAGGUGGAGAAGCCCCUGCUGACGUUCAGAGACAACUUCAAGAAGGAGUUGAAGAAGUACGAUCACCACAUCAUAGACCUCAGGAAGCAGCUGGCCAGCCGCUAUGCAGGUGUGGAGAAGGCCCGUAAAGCCCUGGCAGACCGGCAGAAAGAUCUGGAAGUGAAGACCCAGCAGCUGGACAUCAAGCACAUGAACAAACACGAGGAGGACAUCAAGAAGGCCCGGCGGAAAUCCACACAAGCAGGUGAUGACCUGAUGCACAAUGUGGACCUGUACAACCGGGCCCAGUCCAAGUGGUUCGAGGAGAUGGUCACCACAAGCCUGGAGCUGGAGAGACUUGAGGUUGAGAGGGUGGAGAUGAUACGACAGGAUUUACGCCAGUACACAACGCUGCGACAUGAAACUGACAUGUUCAACCAAAGUACGGUGGAGCCAGUGGAUCAGCUGCUUCAGAGUGUGGACCCAGCCAAAGACCGAGAGCUGUGGGUGCAGGAGCACAAGACCGGGGAUCUCCGCCCUGUGGACAUGGACAUAUAGUUAACUACACUGACGUACCUCAAGCAGCCAGAGGCAACACCUCCACCUCCAUACUGUCAGAAUCCCACCCAGUCCUCUCACAGAACAUUCCAACUACAGCUACAGGUGCAGGUGCAUGUACGCCCCGGUCUUGGGGCGGCAGCGUAGCCUAGUGGUUAGAGCGUUGGACUAGUAACCGGAAGGUUGCGAGUUCAAACCCCCGAGCUGACAAGGUACAAAUCUGUCGUUCUGCCCCUGAACAGGCAGUUAUCCCACUGUUCCCAGGCCGUCAUUGAAAAUAAGAAUGUGUUCUUAACUGACUUACCUGGUUAAAUAAAGGUAAAAUAAAUCAAAUAAAAAUGUAUGUUCAGGAUAAGGUGAGGCCUGUACAUUCUGUCUAUGAUGACAUCAGAAUAGCACAAUGUUAUCUCAGUGAUAACUGGAGAAAAGUUAGCAUUCCCAAUGCAGUGCUUUUGAACCUACAAUGGAAAAACAAGAGAUAAAUAGUCCAAAUACCAGCAUGUUACACUAAUACAAUGUUUGAUAGUUUUAUUCUGUACAAUGAAUGCCACUAAACAAGCUUAAACAAUUAUUUAUGGUUUUAUCUGUUGUAAAAUUAGAAGUUUACACUAUUAAGAAUGAUACAUUUUUAUGUAUUUGAGAAAUAGAUUGGAUGCAUUGUAAAACCUUAUAAUUUUGGCAUAUAAACUGAACAACUAAUUAUUAACAUUUCACUUUAUUUUAGAUACUGGAAUAUGAAACAUUAUGUGAUAUCCUAGAUUAAUUAUGAUAUAUUUUCAUAUUUACAUUUUACCUGUCAAGAUAUGCAUGUUUUGGGAAAAUAUCUUACCUUUACUGUAUAUGGUUAAGUGCAUAUUUGUGAAAUAUGAUGGCUGUCUUGGCACUGUAGUACAAUGUAUAUGGGAUGUGUUUACAGAAAGUAUAUACCCCAAGUUUUACUGCACUCAAUGAACAAGAGUGAAUCAACUCAUUAAGGUUUGUCAUGAACAUGAAUUUAUGUACAACAACCUCUCUCAAAGUUGAAUAGGGUAAGAUGUUUAGGAUUGUGAAACAGCAUGUCUGUCACACGUCACCUCGUGUGGCAGAUUGGAACAUAGGCCUGAGUCUAUUUUGGAUCUGUGGUGAGACAAUGAUGACGACGAUCCAUGUUACAAUGAACACCUUUUAGUGCCUCAAGGUUAUAAACAGUACCUGGAAUGUUCUUGAUAUAUUCUAUUCUGCAUCAGUGUAUAUUUGUAGAUACAAGCUGGAUGUAUUUUGCUGUUAACUGUUUAAGUGGCCUUGCACUUUGGGUCAACUAAAUGUUUGUACCUUGUUGUUUGUAUGAAUUAUAACAGGAUAAUAGUCAACAGAUUCGAAAGUCAUUCAUUUAUUUUGCACGGCACUUUGUGAGUCAACCAUUGUUUAGAGUUGGGAAUUGCUAUUUUGCAUUUAACCUAAAUACAGUCCACUUUGUAUAUCCAAGAGGAGUCAUCACUUGGAAGCUCCAAGCAUCACUCGCAAAAGCUCAUCAGAAAAAGUGGUCAGUGUUAUUUGCACUGGAACCUGUGCUUGUCCAUACAUUUCAUAUAGUAUGCUAUUAACAGAUAAUAGCAUGGCCUUUAGCCAACAUAUCCACCUAAACAAGCGUACAUGAUAUAAAAUACUGCAUGUUUGUGUGUCUGUCUGUCAGUCUGUAUUUUGCCGUUAGUUAUUCUGGAAGUGUAACAAAGCAGGGACUUACUGUGUUUAUGGACCAUCUCCUCAGACUAUCACUCCUUUCAUAUUCUAAUGUAGAUAAUACAUUCACUAUUCUAAGACAUGCAUACAGAGAACACAUCUAUUCAGUAUAUAGACAACGUCUAUUCAGUAUAUACAUGCCUUAUCCACAUUGUUUCUAGGUGAGAAAAUAUGAAAAUACCACUGAAAUGAUUUGCAUUAUUCUAUCCCAAACUAAUCCAGAUUGAAAUGUUGUACUUAUUGUAUAAGUUAUCCUGCUACAGUAUGUGUCAAUGUUAUAUGUGUUAUGGUAAAGUUCUUACAUUAGAAGUUAAUGUACUUAACUUAACCACUCAUUUUGUAGUAAUGUUGAUUUAAUUGCCUUUUGUUAACUGAUUUCCAUUUCUCAUGUACAUCAAUUCAAAUGUUUCCAAUCUUUAAAGAAAUGUCAAAUCAUUGGUGACCUUUGUCCAGACAAUAUACUGUAGAAUGCUGUGUCUAAAUUAAAUCGUUUCCUUGGAAAUACGAUUUGACAAGA
Molecule: messenger RNA, 5015 nt
Organism: Oncorhynchus keta (chum salmon)
Lineage: Eukaryota; Metazoa; Chordata; Actinopteri; Salmoniformes; Salmonidae
Gene: gas7a
Product: growth arrest-specific 7a
Exons: 14
Coding region: 1511-2779 (422 amino acids)
Biological process (GO): actin filament polymerization; neuron projection morphogenesis
Cellular component (GO): plasma membrane; actin filament; cytoplasm
Molecular function (GO): actin filament binding
Source: RefSeq, a predicted model, not a curated record